Arabidopsis thaliana (thale cress) is the source of this 798-nucleotide messenger RNA. RefSeq names its product Acid phosphatase/vanadium-dependent haloperoxidase-related protein. The transcript has 5 exons. The record is from RefSeq and is marked reviewed. Lineage: Eukaryota; Viridiplantae; Streptophyta; Magnoliopsida; Brassicales; Brassicaceae. The coding region runs from base 95 to 736 and encodes 213 amino acids.
GACAUAACAGAGCGUCAGAACCAUUGGUUCCAAAUUUCUCGCUGCCUUAUUCUUAUCGUCAUCCUCCGACCAAAGUUCCAUCUUCUGCACAGAGAUGUUGAUGAAGCACUGUUUUGUGUCUCAUAACGCCAAUGAUCUCUGUUUCUCUUUCUCCAACUCCAAAUUCAAUCUUGCAAGCUGCCCAAAGAAGCCACCUCGUCUCACCUGCGUUGUCAAUGUUGGAUUCCAAGAUAUCGCUGAGGUCAUCCACAACAAGGUACUCAUAGCUGCUGGGACUUCUGCUGUGAUUGGGCAGCUCUCAAAGCCAUUCACUUCUGUCGUUUUGUAUGGGAAAAAUCUGGACUUUAGAAGUGUCUUUCAAGCUGGAGGUUUCCCUUCAACACAUUCUUCUUCUGUUGUGGCUGCAGCAACUGCUAUUGCUUUUGAAAGGGGAUUUGCUGACUCCAUUUUUGGUCUAACUGUGGUUUAUGCUGGCCUUAUCAUGUAUGAUGCCCAGGGGGUGAGGAGAGAAGUUGGAAAACAUGCCAAAGUGUUGAACAAACUAACAGCUAAUGCUCGUAGAAGUGAAGUAAUGAGUUUAAAGGGCAACGAAUCUAACAAAGCUUUGACAUCAGAAGAGAUCAGUGAGGAGAUUGCUCCUCCAUUGAAAGAAUCAAUAGGACACACUGAAGUUGAAGUCAUAGCAGGGGCUUUGUUCGGUUUCUUAGUUACCCUCAGUGUUUAUUCCCUGAUGUAAAAAAGCUCCCAACUUUAUAAAAACUAUAUAUUUUUUGUGUUGAUAAGAAAGAAAGAGAAUUU